This is a messenger RNA of Loxodonta africana (African savanna elephant), 2177 nucleotides long. RefSeq names its product cytohesin 2 (gene CYTH2). The transcript has 11 exons. Lineage: Eukaryota; Metazoa; Chordata; Mammalia; Proboscidea; Elephantidae. The coding region runs from base 562 to 1716 and encodes 384 amino acids. Gene Ontology annotation, biological process: regulation of ARF protein signal transduction. Gene Ontology annotation, molecular function: guanyl-nucleotide exchange factor activity. The record is from RefSeq and is a predicted model, not a curated record.
GCUGCUGGGGGUGGCCAACUGGAGAGAAAUCUUGGGGCUUCCCGAGGUCCCGCAAAGGCGGGGGCCUUUGAUGCCCCGCCCCCCUGGUGCAACUUUUGUAAGCAGUCAUCAGCGCUCCUUGGCAUAGUUACUUUUCAUGGACCCAGGAGUCCGGACUCCUAGCUUCACUCAGCGCCCAGGAGCCCAGACACCUAGCUACCUCGCCAGUAAUGAAGUCAGGAAACCAAGGCCUCGGCCUCCUCCCAAGUAAUGGACUCAGAAGUUCAGGCUCCCAGCCCUUUGCUCCCCUAAACUUAAUAAUUUUCAGGCUCCCACUCCUCCUUCAGACUCAGGGGUCUGGGUGCCAAGUCCAUUCCUCCCCCAGGACUUCCUCCCCUGGACUGAAGAACCCAAGAUCCCAGCCCCUUUUUUCCCCAUAGACAAAGACGUCCUGAUCCUCAUCCUCCCCCUGGAUUUCAGAGCCCUGUCCCCGGUGCCACCCUCCCUCCAGUCCCCCCAGGCCUGACCUCCAAUCCCUGACUCCGGCCCCCAGAACCCCCAGACCUGACUCCGGAGGAGCGCAUGGAGCUGGAGAACAUCCGACGGCGGAAGCAGGAGCUGUUGGUGGAGAUCCAGCGCCUGCGGGAGGAGCUCAGCGAGGCCAUGAGCGAGGUUGAGGGUCUGGAGGCCAAUGAGGGCAGUAAGACCUUACAGCGGAACCGGAAGAUGGCGAUGGGCAGGAAGAAGUUCAACAUGGACCCUAAGAAGGGGAUCCAGUUCUUGGUGGAGAACGAACUGCUACAGAACACACCCGAGGAGAUUGCCCGCUUCCUGUACAAGGGCGAGGGGUUGAACAAGACGGCCAUCGGGGACUACCUGGGGGAGAGGGAAGAGCUCAACUUGGCAGUGCUCCACGCCUUUGUGGAUCUGCAUGAGUUCACUGAUCUCAACCUGGUACAGGCGCUCAGGCAGUUUCUGUGGAGCUUCCGCCUCCCUGGAGAGGCCCAGAAAAUUGACCGGAUGAUGGAGGCCUUUGCCCAGCGAUAUUGUCUGUGCAACCCUGGGGUUUUCCAGUCCACAGACACGUGCUACGUGCUUUCCUUUGCUGUGAUCAUGCUGAACACCAGCCUCCACAAUCCCAACGUUCGUGACAAGCCGGGUCUGGAGCGCUUUGUGGCCAUGAACCGGGGCAUCAACGAGGGCGGAGACCUGCCCGAGGAGCUGCUCAGGAACCUGUAUGACAGCAUCCGAAAUGAGCCUUUUAAGAUUCCUGAGGAUGAUGGCAAUGACCUGACCCACACCUUCUUCAACCCGGACCGCGAGGGCUGGCUCCUCAAGCUGGGAGGGGGCCGGGUGAAGACGUGGAAGCGGCGCUGGUUCAUCCUCACAGACAACUGCCUCUACUACUUUGAGUACACUACGGACAAGGAGCCCCGUGGAAUCAUCCCUCUGGAGAAUCUGAGCAUCCGUGAGGUGGAUGACCCCCGGAAACCGAACUGCUUCGAGCUUUAUAUCCCCAACAACAAGGGGCAGCUCAUCAAAGCCUGCAAAACAGAGGCCGAUGGGCGGGUGGUUGAGGGUAACCACAUGGUGUACCGGAUCUCGGCCCCCACGCAGGAGGAGAAGGAUGAGUGGAUCAAGUCCAUCCAGGCGGCUGUGAGCGUGGACCCCUUCUAUGAGAUGCUGGCGGCACGGAAGAAGCGCAUUUCUGUCAAGAAGAAGCAGGAGCAGCCCUGACCCCCGCCCCCAACUCCAUUAUUUAUUUCAGAGCUGCCCCGCCUGGGUGGCCGGACCCCUGGGCCCUGGGGCUGCGGAUCCUGGUUCCCUGUUUGGAAAAUUCACCACCUCUAGCUCCUCUCUUGUUAUUUGUAAUUAACACACUGUUGGUAAUCUUAUUAAUUAUUUAACCACUUGUGGUCUCCCGAACCGCUCAUUUCCUGGAGUUUUCAGAGUUGAGGUACUUGGGCGGCUGGCGGGUCGCAGAUGCCUGUACCUGCCCCUUCCCUGGUGCAAGAGGGGAGGCUUCUGUCCGAGGGCGAGGUCCACAGGGUGUCCUAAUGGGUCAGUUGUUGGGGUAGAGUAAAGCGAGAAAAUGUGGAUCCAAUUAGCAUUGAGUUAAAAUUGGCUGUUCCGAGGGGAAAUUCGGUUUAGAAUGCAGGUAUACAGAAGACAAGGUCUAGCAUUCGUUCUAGAGGUUA